Molecule: messenger RNA, 2007 nt
Organism: Gaeumannomyces tritici R3-111a-1
Lineage: Eukaryota; Fungi; Ascomycota; Sordariomycetes; Magnaporthales; Magnaporthaceae
Exons: 5
Coding region: 1-2007 (668 amino acids)
Source: RefSeq, a predicted model, not a curated record
AUGUUGAGUCGCCGCCCGUGGUCGUUGAUCGGUCUUAGGAGGCGGCGGAAGCCCCAGUCAGCAGAGCAGCCCAAGGAUGAAGAUCAAAAGAACAGCAGCAAGCCCCCAAUGGGGGGAGGGGACCAGACCGCCUCGUUCGGCUGGUCGCGCGUGGGUCGUGUGGCCAAGCGUGGUCUGUCCUGCCUGCGGCAACGCGCGGGCAGCCCAAAACAGCAGGAGGAAAGAGCUGCCGACGCUGCCGUUGCUGCUGCUGGGUCGUCGUCCAACCGCCCUAGCUGGCCUCACGCUGGCGAGCAGGUCUACGUGACGGGCACCUUUGACCACUGGACCAAGUCGGUCAAGCUUGAGAAGGUUGGCGAUGUCUUCGAGAAGGAGGUGACACUCCCGGACAACGGCGAGAAGGUCUACUACAAGAGGGCCAAGGCUCGCGCGCCUGCCUUUCACUCCCACGCUCCCACGCUCCUCCCUUCGCCCCGCCUGGACCGCGCUGCCUCUUCUUUAUUUGUUGUGGACGGCGAGUGGACUAUCAACCAGGCGACGGCCAAGGAGAACGACCCGGACGGAAUCGAGAACAACUUCCUCACCUCUGACGAUCUUGUGAACGCGCCGGCCGAGACGGCUUUCAUCAACUCCGUUGGGCCCGAGUCCACCACCGCCGCGCUGGUCAAGGACGUCCCUGUGGAGGACGCGAAGGGCGAGCCCAAGGAAGAGCCCGGGGAGGAAACCAAGGACGAUCCCAAGGCGGAAUCCUCAGCCGACGCGACAGCCGACAUGGCCAAGGGAGACAAGGAGGCAGUUCCUGGGGCUUUCCCCGAGACCCCCGCCGCGGAUCUGGACAAGGAGUUCAAGGUCAGCCCGAUCGCUGCCUCGGAGGGUGCCGUCAACCCGAUCAAGCUUGCUCCCGGCGAGCCGAUCCCCGAGAGCGCAACUGCACAGGAUGUCAACGCAAACGUCAAGCUCGACCCGGAAUCGUACGAGAAGGCCGACACGCUGCCUGGCGUCUCGGAUCUCGCCGCACUGCUGCCCCCUGUUUCCAGCACUAUGAUUCCCGAGUCAAGCCUGCCCAUUGCCGGUGCCAAUGACGUCACCAUCAGCUCGGUCGGCCCUAACGCCACGACCGUUGCGCUCGCCGGCGAAGUCCCUCUGGAGCCCAAAGCGCCCGCUAUCGUGAAGGAGAGCCAGGAGAAGGCCGGAGUUGACCCCGAGGCCAGCGCCAUUGGCGAGGAGGUCAAGGAGAAGGCGCAGGUCGAGGCGGAGCUGCUCCAAAAGGUGCCCGAGGCUCCCUCCACUGCCGAGGGGACUGCCGGUCAGGGCACCGACAAGGCCGAGGCUGACAAGACGGUUGCCGAGACCGUCGCUGAGACUGCCGCCGGACUCGGCGCAACCGCUGUGGCCUCGGCUGUGGCGGCCAAGGAUGCUCUGGUUGAGCAGGCCACCGCAGCGGCCGCACAGCUUCCCGACUCUGUUAAGCAGAACCUCCCCGAGUCUGUGCAGCAGGCUAUUGCGCCGACCACCAAGGAGGAUAUCCGCCAGGAGGUCUCUCCCGAGGUGCCGGCCGAGGUCAAGGGGUCCAUCAAGGAGGCUGGCGAGAGCCCCGAGGCUGCUGCCAACACUGCCGCCGUUGAGGGGAAGAAGGAGGUUGAGGUUGAGCUCCUGAAGGAGGUCCAGGCCGUUGCCGCCGUUGGCGAGGAGUCGAAGAAGGCAGAAGAGACUCCCGAGGCCAAGAAGGCCGACGAGCCUGCUGAGCCCAAGAAGGCCGAGGAGGCGACGGCGGUCGAGCCGGUCGAGACGGCAGCGCCCGCUGCAGGUGCUGCCGCUGAGGCUAAGCCGGCCACCAACGGCACUACCACCGACUCGAACGCAACGGCGGCCAAGGCGACGACCGAGACGCCAGCGGCCAAGCCCGCUGAGGGAGCUAGCGCCCCCACGACCCCGGAGAAAAAGAAGAAGAAUAGGCUGAGCAUGAUGCUCAGCAAGAUCAAGUCCAAGGUCUCGUCUCACAAGUGA